GUGGCGGUGAUCGCUCCGCGCGCCAUGGAGGAAGAGGAGGCGAGAGACUACAAUGAACCUUGUGUACAGUGUUCUGACAUCAACUGGGGACUUACUGAGGAAGGAAAAUUUUACUGCAGAUCAUGCCACAAUGUUAUAGAAAGGACUAGAGAAGUUAUAACUAGUGAAGCUACUACAAACGCCAGGGCACAGUCCAUCUCUAGAGGCUUAAAAAAGAAGAAAAAACUUGAAAGCGGCUGGGAAUGGUAUAUUUGUGAAGGCUUUCAAUUCAUUCUCUCAAAGCAAGCCGACGCACUGCAGGCUUUAGGAGUUUCUUCACAGUUCAAGGAUGACGUUUUGUGUAAGUUCUGGAGAAUUUACCUUCAGAAGAGCCAGCAGGCUUAUUGUGACAAGCCCCGCCGUGAAGUUGCGCACAGUAUCUCAUCGAUGUGCGACUCGGAUACUGAUGUCGACAGGGAGCUAGAAAUUUCUAGAAUUCUUGCCUUGGCUUCCUCUGCAAGUGAUACAGAUGUGGUAUCCGAAUCUAGCAUGGAAGGUGCUUCUUCUACCGGUACUAGCAAUUUAUCAGGAAAAUUUCUCUGGUCUGGAUCAGUGGAUGCUGCCUCAUAUUUACAGAAAAGGAAGAAAGGAGAGAUUAGAAUGUCAAUGCCGAUGACCAUGGCUUUCUGCUAUUUGGCAUUGCUCUGGUUGAGGGAAUCAAUUACAUUAUCACAUCUCUUAAGGCUGGUAAUGGAUGGCCACAUUCCUUACUUGAAUGCUUAUAAAGAUUUCCCAGAGGAGAUGAAGGUAUAUGGGACGGACUGCAAGCUCUUCCAUGUAAAGAAUUGGCCUGCGUAUGAAGAUGUUCACAAAAAGGCACAGGCCCUUGCUGUAUACCUGAAGCUACCUUGUUUUCCAGAUAUAGCAGAAGACAGCUUCCUUCAUCCAAACAUUCUCUGCAUGAAGUAUUUGAUGGAAGCUAACUUGCCUGAUGAUAUGCACAAGUGGGCAUGCAGAGUGGUUAAAAAAACUGGCGUUGGUGAAACGGACUUCCUGACACUUCGUCCCGAGAAUAUAUCAGCUCGGAAUGUGAAAUACGAUAUUCUUGCCGUAGCUGUGGUGGUUGUGGUGCUGAAAAUGCUGUUCUUGCUGGAUGACCAGUAUGAAUGGUUACUAGCAGACUAUGCUGAAGAGAGAAACAAAAGGAAAGAAGAAGGCUGUCCAGUGUUUGAUAUUCGGAAAUGGUACCUAGUUGUAAAGAAUGCUCUGGAUGUGGAGCAGAAGAAAAUUAACGAAGGAAGAAUCAGACUUUUAUGGAGAUGUGAGAAGCCACUAUUGUUUUUCUUCCAUGAAACAUAUAAUUUCCUCAAGAAAAGACGAAUGGCAGUGGACCUUCAGAGGCAGUUCCGAGCACUGUCUGGUUCUGUGGAACCUACUGAAAAGCGGAGCCCCUCAAGUUUCCAGCUAAAUUGGACUGAGGAAAUGGAUUGUUUCCACGGGCACAGCCUGGUUGGGAUUUUGCAACCCGAAGGCGACAAAAUAACAACUCUGAACAGAAAGUAUUGGUUGUGUACGACUGCACUGUGCAAAAAUAAGCACUGUGGUCAUUUGGCAUACUUUAAAGAAUCAAAUUUCCCUCAUGCCUACCAGUUUGUUUUAAAUCUCUUCUCCUUCAUCCUGCGAGUGGAGCCCUCUCUCAUCCAUGAAGAAGUGUGCGCAAUUGAACAUAAACUCUUCUAUUCAGAACUUCGUAGAACAUCCACAUUCUCCAAAGUUUGAAAAGGUGGAAAGCUUUAAAAACCAAAGACUUAUCUCAAGAGCGUGAAGACCUUCUGUAAGUGCAAUAACCUAUCCAGAAAAUUCAUACUCGUUAAGUGGGAUUUACUAACCUCAUCACAUUAAGAUAGAUGCAGCUGCUCUACAAUUUGUUCGUUCUUCAGAUGUCACGUUCCUAGUCCAGCUACCACAGUUUGUUGGAGCAGAAACAAAUGCAGUGUUGGGCUGCUUCAUUAAAAAAAUACUUGGCUUUUUAAA
This is a messenger RNA of Lacerta agilis (Sand lizard), 2013 nucleotides long. RefSeq names its product TATA-box binding protein associated factor, RNA polymerase I subunit B (gene TAF1B). Bases 25 to 1758 code for a protein of 577 amino acids. Lineage: Eukaryota; Metazoa; Chordata; Lepidosauria; Squamata; Lacertidae. Gene Ontology annotation, cellular component: RNA polymerase transcription factor SL1 complex; RNA polymerase I core factor complex. The transcript is spliced from 15 exons. Gene Ontology annotation, biological process: nucleolar large rRNA transcription by RNA polymerase I; RNA polymerase I preinitiation complex assembly. The record is from RefSeq and is a predicted model, not a curated record. Gene Ontology annotation, molecular function: RNA polymerase I core promoter sequence-specific DNA binding.